GGCUGCGGUUCCGCCCAGCCGAGCCCGCCGCGCGCAGCCUUAGCCGCCAUGUCUUCCGGGGCCAGCGUGAGCGCCCUGCAGCGCCUGGUGGAGCAGCUGAAGCUGGAGGCCGGCGUGGAGAGGAUCAAGGUCUCUCAGGCAGCCGCAGAGCUUCAGCAGUACUGCAUUCAGAAUGCGUGCAAGGACGCCCUGCUGCUCGGCGUGCCGGCCGGAAGCAACCCCUUCCGGGAGCCCAGGUCCUGUGCUUUACUGUGAAGACUGGGAAGCAGCAGCUCGCUGAGGAAGCCUGGUGGGCGUGGUGAUGGAUGACUGCUGCCAAGUCCCAAGGAAACAGAUUUCAAGAGCCAAUCAUUUUCUCUGUGGCCUGGUCCGAGGUCAAAAUUCUAUGGAAAUCAAUGUUUUGUUUUGAUUUUAACCUCACUACCAAACUUGCUGGAUGCAUCUCUUUCGCCAUGGAGCCUGUGAUAGAGGAUUGUUUUAUUGACUGAGUAUUUGCAUUUCAGGACAGAAAUGUUGUAUUUCCACAAACCGAGUAUUUGUAAUUUUCCUAACAUUUUUAUACUCUAGUACAAAUUUUUUCAUAAAAACUUAAGUUACUCAAUGAAACAAAGAAUACAAUUGGGGGAAUAAUUGAUAUCCUGAUUUUGUAAAGGAGAGCUUUUCCAUUUCCUAAAGAGCAAAUGGUCUGACCUGGACAGUGCGCUUGGGUGCUGCUCCUCAGCAGACGGAAAGAUUGAUGUAUGGUUAGGCCGCCUGUCCUGUGUGAAGCUGGUUAGAUCUUUCUGUAGUUCCUAUACUUUACAACAAUUGUGAUUGUAGCUUUUAAAAAUGUGCCCAUGCCUUUAAAAAUGUUUAAAUGUGAUCUACAUUUAGAACAUUGCAAUUGGUUAAAAACAAAAUAUGAAGAUAUUAUUACCUAAAAGAAUUCAUGUCACAAAUUUUAUUAGAGUGAUAUGCCUUUGAUUUAAUUGGGGACACUUUUAGAAGGAAAGUUUGUGUUUGUAAUAAUCUUUAAAGAGCUUAAAAAUAAAAUUUUUGCCUAAGUCAUCA
Messenger RNA from Apodemus sylvaticus (European woodmouse), 1050 nucleotides. It is a transcript of the gene Gng10, whose product is annotated as G protein subunit gamma 10. Lineage: Eukaryota; Metazoa; Chordata; Mammalia; Rodentia; Muridae. The transcript has 3 exons. Gene Ontology annotation, molecular function: G-protein beta-subunit binding. The record is from RefSeq and is a predicted model, not a curated record. Gene Ontology annotation, cellular component: heterotrimeric G-protein complex. Gene Ontology annotation, biological process: G protein-coupled receptor signaling pathway. Bases 49 to 255 code for a protein of 68 amino acids.